ACACCUGAUCACAUCACCUGCAGCUCUCUGGUGGUCCAUCUCACAUCUCAGGGAGGAUCCACAGUCCUGUAAAAACAUGCUUCAUUAGUGGAAAUACUCCAGGAGGGAUGUGACACCACACUUCAGUCUGCAGCAGUGGCCCUGAUCCUCCUCCAUAGAACAGGUCCUUCUGGUCCUCCUCAGGGUAAGUUCUCCUCCCCUGCUGUUCCCCCUUCAGUCACUAGGGAGAGACUGUGGACUACAAACAGCUCCACACUCAGAGGGUCCCGCAGACAGCAGACAGGCAGGACCAGGACCAGAGAGUCUGCACCGCUCCGCCAUCCGCACACCGGCCUGCGGGACGCGCCGCACUCUCCGUCCGGGAUGGAGAAGGACCCCUCAGACCCAGACCCGGACCCGUCCUGCCACAGGAACGGGUUCGUGGGCGUCCUGUACGGGGAGUUCUCAGACACGCUCAACGACCGGGUCCGGUACUCUGUGAGCCUGACGGAGCGCGCCCUGACCGUGCAGGGGAUCUCCUCGUCCCCCAGCAGGACCAAGGUGGUCUUCGACCUGACGGACUGUGUGGGCUGCAGGGCGCACAGGGGGCCGGACUCCCAGGACCACGGAGCCUACUUCACGGCGUACUUCUACCCCUUCAAGAGGCGCUGGAUGAGCGCAGGACUGACCCGGCAGAGACUGGAGCAGUGCUUUCGGGUGGCGCUGGUCCAGGACCCGAUGGCGAACCUGCAGGAGGCUGAGAGGUGGGCUCGGUCCAUCAGGGAGGCGUCCGCCCAGCAGGCGCCCCGGAGAGACGGUGUGGUGUACGGAGAGGUGUGCCGGCCCGGCAGAGUCAUGAUCCUGGUGAACCCCAACAGUGGACGCGGUCAGGCCCUGCAGCUGUUCACGGGCCACGUUCAGGGCAUGCUGACCGAGGCGUCUGUCCCUUACACACUCGUCAUCACAGAGCAUCAGAACCACGCGCGGGAGGUGGUGAAGAAGGCCGACCUGUCGCAGUGGGACGCCCUGGUGAUCAUGUCUGGAGACGGGCUGCUGUUUGAGGUGAUAAAUGGGCUGAUGGAGCGGGAGGACUGGCAAGAGGCCAUCCAGACCCCUCUGGGGAUUCUACCAGGUGGCUCAGGCAACGCCCUGGCAGCCUCUGUCCACCACUACUCGCAGUCUCCUCCUGCCUGGAACGAGGAGCUCCUCCUGAGCUGUGGCUUCAUGCUGUGUAAAGGUCUGGUGUGCUCCAUGGACCUGGUCUCGGUCCACCUGGCCUCUCGGCGCCGCCUCUUCUCCUUCCUCUCCCUGGCCUGGGGCUUCGUCGCCGACGUCGACAUCGAGAGCGAGAAGUACCGCCACGUCGGAGCGAUCCGCUUCCUGAUGGGCACGCUGGUGCGCCUGGCGUCCCUCAGGACCUAUCAGGGCAGGCUGGCGUACCUCCCAGUGAAGGAGGCGCCAAAAACUCCGAAAGGGAGCAUCAAGGUGAACCACGCUCCCUCCUCGGCUCCUCAGCUGCCCUCCUUCUGCUCCUCUCUGCCGUGUCGACUCUUCCCCGCCCCCUCGCCAAACCAGAACUCCCUCCAAAACCACAUCAGCACAAACUCCAACCACAACACCAUCACCAACUCCUCCAACAACGCCAUCACCUCCAAGAGACCAGAGAUCGACGGCAAGACCAGAGAGCCUGCAGACUCUCUGCUUCCUGGUCUGGACCAGCCGGUCCCCGAGAGCUGGACUGUGGUCAAAGAGGAGGACUUCAUCUUAGUGCUGGCGAUGUACCAGUCCCACCUGGCGGAGGAUCUGUGGACGGCCCCCGGAGCGAUGGCAGACGAUGGAGUGAUUCAUCUCUUCUACGUGACCGCAGGGAUCUCCCGCCCGGCUCUGCUGCGUCUCUUCCUCGCCAUGGAGAAGGGCGCUCACCUGGCGUGCGGCUGCCCCCACCUGGUGUACGAGCGGGUGAAGGCUCUGCGUCUGGAGCCGCUCUCUCCACAGGGCAUGAUCACAGUGGACGGAGAGAUGGUGGAGUACGGGCCGGUCCAGGCUCAAAUCCACCCCGGCUUGGCCAGACUCAUAUGUGGAUAAACGUGGAUUAUGAUAAUCUGGUUUCUGGCUGUAGAGCUUUCUCGUUUGGCCUUUUCUUCUUCGUGUGGAUCUCUGUGAAUACGCUGUUUUUCAGAAGUGCCAAAGACGUUUUAUCAGCCUCUGGAAAUCCCUCUAUUUUUCUACUGAAGCGACUCGUCCUCUUUUUACUCCCCUGCUUUCUUUCUCCCUUCAUUCAGGGUCAAACGGCGGACGGUUGUCCUUGCUGCUGGCUGGUCCCAGCUCAGAGAGACGGGGGGGGAUUUUGUGUUUGUGUGUGAGAGUGUGUGCAUAAGGCGGAGGGGUCCUUAUGUGUGUUUGUGUGCACUCAAGUGUGUGUGAGGAGUGCAUUGUGCACUCUGCUGUCUGACCUCAUAAGCAUGUCGCACGUGAAGAGAAGCACAUUUCCCCAUCCUGGGAGGCUCCUGAAGAAGCCCCGCCCCCUCGUCCCACUGUACUACACCGGGGCCGACAAUCUCCCUCCUGACAGCCUCGCCUGCCCCUCCUCCGCCUGAUCCAGAAGAGCUUUCUUACUGAGGGGAGCUUAAAUCCCCCCCCAGGGGAUUUGAUGUGGAAAAAUCUUUAAUCUUUGCAUAGCUUACAUAAAAAAAAUAUAUUGAACAAUAGCAGAUGUAGCGAGCGAAUGUAACCGCCAUGUUUUCUUUUUCUGUGUGUGAGAACUUCCUCCAGCUGAUUGUGGAGGCAGACCUGGACCGCUCAACUUCAUCUUUCUCCUGCUUCAUCUUCAACCGCCAUCAAACUGAAGCUCACACAUACAUACUUCCUCCUCCUCCUCCUCCUCCUCCUCCCUCCCUCUCUCUCUCUCCUCCUCCUCCUCCUCCGUCAGCUCCUCACUUGCCCUCAUACACACAGAUUCCCUCGCAUCUCUGCAGCACUUAGCGAGGGGGAGGGGCACGGUCUACUACUGUGCAUAUGAUCCCCUCUCUUCUUGCCAUCUUAAGAUUGUACUCCCUCUCUUCCUCUCCUUCUCUCCUUCUCUCUCUCCUCUCUCCUUCCUCGGUUUAACGAGCCAUCAGCACCUAAUGUGUCCUUAAUAUGAAGCUUUACGUCUGCAGGAGAGAGUCAGAGAGGCUCUUUAUCCUGAGUUUGACUUCGUUGACACGUGGAGGGUUUCAGAGCGGGUCGGUCUGCAGUGCACGGAUCGAUGAGAGUGCGUCGCUCCUCCGUGUGGCCUUUCUUUGACACUGCUGUGGUGUCGAGGAUCAGAAAACAAGAGCAGAGAGGAGAGCAGGAGUAAGCUCUGUAUCCUCAAUCCUUUCCUGACUCUAAAUCAUCCGUACUGUACAAACGCCUCUUCUUCUGAAACGGUCUCAAAGAAAACCUGAUGAUCUGUUUUUUAAGGUUUAGAUGAGUCGAUGUCAUCCUGAGUGCAAACAGUCGAUGCACCGACCUGAUAAUGCACGUUCAGAAAGUGUUCCCCUCUCAGACUCUGAAAGAAGCAUCAAUGUAAUUAUCUGCACAUCAUGCAAACAGAAGAAAGGUCUCUGUAGCGGCUGAGUCUUAAAUUUCCCCGUCACAGGAUUGAUCUCAAAGACACAUUAAAGGUCGGUGUUUAAAGCUCCUGCUGGGACCUCUCAGUUUGACGCUCUUUGGCGCCCUCAUGUGGGCGAACAUGAUGUCUGUUCUCCUGUGCAUUGCAUCAUCUCUGCCUCCUGCUGUCUUGUAGAAGUUGCAUGCAUCUCUCAUUUCUUCCUGACCCUGAUACUCCUUUACCACCGAGGUAGUUUCAGGCCCGGAUUAGAGCCGGCGCUCAAUUGAGAACCGAGUUUUAAUGUUUCGACUGCGAGUGAACCGGCCAGGAAAACCAGUUCCAGAGUGGCUCCAACUCUUUGCUGGUCUAGAACAGCAAACCGCUUACAUCAGGGGCGAGGGGUGCGUCACAGAGACGGUCCAUCCUUUCACUGAUGGUCUCGCUUUCCGCCGGUCAUCAUAAAGCAUCUGAAAACUCCUCACUGGAGCUUUAACUUAAGGCCUUUUCAUCGCUUUAAAACAUCCUCAAGCUGCAGCAACACUCGCACACAUAAGAUACUUUAAUUGGACUUAAACCCUGCAGAGCCCAGCAGGACGUUGUCAUCAUGCACGUGUCAGAUAGAGCAGACGCUCCUCCUGCACAGAGGGCAGAUGUUCAUUAUGAGUUUCAUCAGAGGUGGAGCAGAAAGAUCUGCACACAGGAUCACCUCCAGCUGUUUACACUUCUCAACAAGAGGGGCAGAUGUUAGACUCCCUCAGUUUCAUCUGAGCUGUCAACAAACCCUGAUGGACCGGCUCAGGUUAGAGGUUCACAUUUAAUCUUUGCAGCAUCAUCAGUGAGAGGCGUGCAGGUCAGGUGAUCUCUGAACACAAACACAGAGCGGUCUGACUUUUCCUUCCUCUAAUCUCUGCGUCUGCUCCUCAGUUCUUACAAAUCUCAUUUCCAUGCCGUGUUCAAACCUCAACAUCUCAUGCUGUACCUUUAACUCUCUCCUCAUGAAGCUCUCCAGGUGCUAAAGUUCUCCACACGCACUGCUCAUGCCUCGAUCUCAUAACUGUAGUCAUAAGCUAUGCAAACGCCUCGUCACGGCUGCAGGUGACCGGAGCGAGGGCUCCCUCUGCUGGAGGAACGACACACGCUUCUGUUAUACAAUCUCUAGAUCUUACAGAUGCUGAAUCCAGCUCAUUGUAAUCAUCAGAAUCAGACCGUGCUGCAGGUCAGAGUCUGUGCAGAGCUUCUGGUUCUGGACUGUUAAAGGUUUCUCCACCUGCUGCUUUAAUAAGUAAAGACCUGAACCCUGUCAGUGAGGUUUAAUCUCUGUAAUCUGAACAGUCAUGCCUUUUAUUCUCUGCUUUACUCUGAUAUCCUCGUUUCUCUCUCGCUCACAGAAGCCUGAUCAGACCGGUGCUGGGUCUUUCUCUUUGUUGUUGUUGUUGUUUCGUUGACUCUGAGAGUGGAUCAGAGCAUCCUCACGGUCCGGUUGAAUGUGUGUGUGUGUGUGUGUGUGUGGUUUAGUGUGUGUCACGGUUUGCAGCUUUUUGUUCGAAGCUAACGGUGAAAACGUCAGAAAGUGCCUUAACCAAUCAGGAGGCAGGAGAUGUACAGACUCUACGACGUGUUUAAGGAGUUAACUGAAUCAAUAUGACGUCUGUACGACACAUUCAUCAUCUCCUUUGUUUUUAGACUUCUUUUUUAAAGAUCAAUAAACAUAUUCAUGUAGAAAAA
Notolabrus celidotus (New Zealand spotty) is the source of this 5278-nucleotide messenger RNA. RefSeq names its product sphingosine kinase 1-like. Lineage: Eukaryota; Metazoa; Chordata; Actinopteri; Labriformes; Labridae. The transcript is spliced from 6 exons. The record is from RefSeq and is a predicted model, not a curated record. The coding region runs from base 364 to 2064 and encodes 566 amino acids. Gene Ontology annotation, biological process: cellular response to growth factor stimulus; negative regulation of apoptotic process; sphingosine biosynthetic process. Gene Ontology annotation, cellular component: intracellular membrane-bounded organelle; cytoplasm; membrane.